Molecule: messenger RNA, 871 nt
Organism: Filobasidium floriforme
Lineage: Eukaryota; Fungi; Basidiomycota; Tremellomycetes; Filobasidiales; Filobasidiaceae
Product: translation initiation factor SUI1-domain-containing protein
Exons: 6
Coding region: 204-746 (180 amino acids)
Biological process (GO): translational initiation
Cellular component (GO): eukaryotic 43S preinitiation complex
Molecular function (GO): RNA binding; ribosomal small subunit binding; translation initiation factor activity
Source: RefSeq, a predicted model, not a curated record
CCUUAACCAUGUGAACUUGCGUCGAAUUUUCUCACGCGACCCUUGAGCUCUUCCCUCAGCCAAAAGACCAAAGGUGUGGGGGGGAAGACGAUGAUGAGGAUGACAAUCGACAUCGCCACUCUCCCCAUAACUGCUACUCUCAAUCAUCCUCAACCCACUCGUAUAACACUAGACCUCAUUGAAGGCCCCCAGAUCUCGAUUGAAUGUCAGCUGAAUCCUCGAACAAAGUGGACGCUCAAACCGCUCCCAAGAAGAAGCUCGCCCCCGCCGGGGGCAUGCUCAACCUCCAGAGCCGAGACCCCUUUGCGGACGCCGACUUUGGCUCGCCCGCUUCCUCGGCUACGGCGGGUGCCAAGGCCAACGCGAGCAGGACCAGUACGCCCAAGAUCGAUGAUGAUCUCGGUGGUGUGGCGGGUGGGAAGAUCCAUAUCCGUAUCCAGCAGAGGAACGGGAGGAAGACGUUGACCACCGUCCAGGGGUUGGACAAGGCUUAUGACCCUAAAAAGAUCUUGAAGGCGUUCAAGAAGGAAUUCGCAUGCAACGGCAACGUCGUCUCCUCCGAAGAAGCCGAGCUCGGAGCCGACGCUCCUGAACCCGCCGUCCCUGCGGGCAAGACCAAGCCCAAUUUCGGACAGGUCAUCCAAUUGCAAGGCGAUCAGAGGAACGCGGUCAGGGAUUUCCUUGUUAGCACGGGGAUCGUCUCGGAGAGGGAGGCCAAGGAGAAGAUUCAGAUUCACGGACACUAGGCUCCAAGGGACACGCCGCCGAGGAAAAGUUGUUUCUCAUGUCUUCUUUCGUCUGUCUCGUAUCACACGUUGUCGUUCUCGUGCUGUCCAUAUCACCAUGUCGAUGCAUUAGAUGAUGCCACUGA